Branchiostoma belcheri (Belcher's lancelet) is the source of this 2324-nucleotide messenger RNA. RefSeq lists its product as uncharacterized. The record is from RefSeq and is a predicted model, not a curated record. Lineage: Eukaryota; Metazoa; Chordata; Leptocardii; Amphioxiformes; Branchiostomatidae. Bases 103 to 2286 code for a protein of 727 amino acids. The transcript has a single exon.
UGACACGUUGCUAAGGUCUCCUUGGAGAUAAAGAAUCACCAACACAAUUCUAUGAAUCGAAACAUCCGAUAACGGCUAUUUUAUUCAAAUCAGUGGUAAGUCAUGGCUGGGCAACACACGUAUAUCCCAUUGCAGCUGGCAGAAGUCGAAGUCUGUUCCACGGGACUGGAACUGGGCCAAGAUGUGGACGCAUUACCUCCAGACGACAGCGACGACGAUCUCAUCAUGGAGGGGAUUGUGUUGCCAGCCAAUCCUGUGUUAGAAAUAAAUGACAUACAAUCAAAUAAAGCCGGGCGACCAAAGAAGCGCAAACGAGGAAAACAAUUUGAAUUGGGAAAUGAUGUAAGGCACAUGAGUAUGAGCGCACGUCACACAGUAGAAGGGAAUAACAGGGAAGAAGAAACAGACGUUGGUGACCAUAUCUCCACAAAGUAUAAGCGUGUAGACAGUGACACCUGCAGUUUAGCCCGACGUCCAUCUUUGGACGACACACCUGGCGGGCUCAGGCCCAGACAGCGGCCGCCUACAGUGCUUGAGAGCCUGGCAAGUGCGCCGUCUGAUGAGUCGGGUACUGCAGAUGUCACUGAGGACAGAAUAUUCCAUGUGCCUCUCCUAAUGAAGUUAAUAAAUGAAUUUUAUUCAUCCCACAGCAUGCUAAGUUCCAGAUGCACUCCCAAGGUCACCAUGCCUACUGAACGGGAACGAAAGUGCGGGUUUGGGUGCUGGGAGGCCCUGCGCUGUGAGAAAUGUGGGUUCACCACUCCGAGCCGCCGGCUGUACGAGGAGGCGGAACGUGUUCCUGGCCACAAAAGGGGGCCCAAGCCUGGGAAGAAGAAUGUGCAGCUCGCUAUUGGGCUUACAAAGGUCCCUGUCGGGUCGACGGCGGUUCAGUCGCUGUUAACCAGCGUGGAACUGUCAUCACCGACUAAAAGUAGCGUGCACAACCUGGCUACAGGGAUGGCGGGUCCACUCGUGUCAGUGGCACAACAGGCCCUGGCCGACAACAGGAGGCGAUUGCGGACAGUUAUGGAGCUAAGGGGAGAACAGGUGGAAGACGGGGAGGCCGUUGCUGUAGCUGCAGCAGCCGAUGGCUGCUACAAUAAUCCCUGUUACAAGGGCUUCCACCAGAAAUCCACCCAGGUAGCGUUUCCCGUUAGAGAACAGGAAACAGACGCAAACAUGCUGAUUGGGUUUGCCUUUGCCAACAAGUUUGGUAAAGACGGAGAAGAGUCCACGUUCCCUAAAUCUGAACCUAUUGGCAAUGCAGAAGAAUGGUUAGCUGGGAAAGUUACCCAACAGAUGUAUCAAUGUAAUGAGUCACCACUUCUGCUUAAAUCUCUUGUUGCUGACGGGUCGGGACAGAUUUACAGAGGCGCCCAGUCUGCCACCCAAAACCUUCAGCCCGACUUUAAGAUAGAGCAGCAAGAUUGUCAUGUUCAUGCAUCGCGUCGUCAGCGGGCUAGCGUUUUCCGUGCAAACUUAAGUUCCCAACUUCUGACGGGGCGGGCGGACUUUACCGGCAAGGUGACAAAGGAAGCACGAAAGGCUUUCUGUACUGUCUUGUCGAGAGCCGUCGCUUCGCGCUGUUCAGGGGAACUUAGGGGAGCACGGGGACGCUAUCUCACCGACGACUCCAAAUUUCUCGGCGCAGUUUCGGACGCAAAACACAACAUACUGGACUGCUUCUCUGGCAACCACACAAAGUGUUUCAGCGUGUCAUUUGUGUGCCCUUGCCUACCUGCGGGCUCCGACCACAAACCCUCCUACCUCCCCAGAAAAAGAUAUCUUUUGUUAACUGUGGAGGACAGAGUUGAGCUUGGCGAAGUGCUCGAUUACAAGUUGUCGGAAGAAAAAGCUAUGAAACAGCGCUACCUGCGGUCCACCAACUCUGUGGAGGCAUUUCACAGAUGUAUGCACAAGUCUCUGCCAAAGUCUUUGACUUUCAAAACGCUGGCAGAGAUGCGUGCAUACAGUGCUGUGCACUCUGCGGCUGUGGGUGGGAUGGGGGAAUCCCUAGCCCGUCUCGGACAGCACUUUGGUGUCGCACCGCGUUCAGGUGGCGAGGCGGCCCAGAAGUUGUUGCAGCUAGACAAACAGGCUGCCGCCGACAAACACCGGCAACAGUCAGAUGGCUACCGCAGGAGUCGGAAAAAGGCCUCGGCCAAGACCGUGUCCAAACGAGUCGAAAAACUGAUGUCUGAAACAUCCCAGUCAGUUCAUCUUCCACAUGAGCACCCUUACCUAAGAUCAGAAGACGUGUUACCAACGGAAAGUAUAUCUGAUUAAGAAAUUUCAAUAAAUCCUCUUUCAUAUUCGGCCCUUAA